GCGAGCGGAACAAGGUGAUCAAUGGCAGACCUCACAGUUCCUGAGAUCACCAUUGAUCCUCCCCUGGCUCAUGGCAGAUUCACGAUUAGCACGCUAAUAAGCGCAGAUGACAGCGCAAAAUACCAGUACGCGCAGAGCGACUCUAGCACUUACGAGAUGAGCAGUCCGGACAGCCCGACCCACACCAACACCUUCAGCAUGAGGACCUUCGGCUACAACACUAUGGACGCGGUGCCCAAGUACGACUACUACACGAACACACAGGGUCCGGGUCGGAGCCGCACGCAUCGACCCUCCCUGGCGCAGCUGCACACCUUCAGCCAGGAUGAAGUUCUGCCACCCGUUUAUGAAAACACAGACAGUGCUGACGGAGAGGCAAAGAAAGAUGGAGAAGAUGAACAAAGUGAAGAAAAGCCUUCAGGUGAACCAGUCAGAUUUGGAUGGAUCAAAGGUGUUAUGAUUCGAUGUAUGCUCAAUAUCUGGGGAGUCAUUUUGUACUUACGAUUGCCGUGGAUUACUGCCCAAGCUGGCAUUGGUCUAACAUGGAUAAUAAUCAUCAUGUCUUCCUGUAUCACUGGAAUCACAGGCUUAUCAACAUCUGCAAUCGCCACCAAUGGCAAGGUCAAGGGAGGAGGUACAUAUUUCCUUAUCUCUCGAAGUUUGGGGCCAGAGCUUGGAGGAUCCAUUGGAUUAAUUUUUGCAUUUGCAAAUGCAGUGGCUGUGGCCAUGCACACAGUGGGCUUUGCAGAAACUGUCCGGGAUCUUUUGAAGGAAUAUGACUCAACUAUUGUAGAUCCAACAAACGACAUCCGAAUUGUUGGUGUCAUUACUGUAACCUGUCUACUUGGCAUUUCACUUGCUGGAAUGGAAUGGGAGGCAAAGGCCCAGAUUCUUUUCUUUAUUGUGAUCAUGGUGUCUUUCGCCAACUACAUAGUAGGGACUCUCAUACCAGCCUCCCCAGAGAAGCAAGCUAAAGGCUUUUUCAGCUAUAGAGCUGACAUAUUUGCUGAAAACUUUGUGCCAAAAUGGAGAGGACCAGAUGGUAGCUUCUUUGGCAUGUUCUCUAUCUUUUUCCCAUCUGCAACGGGUAUCUUAGCAGGGGCCAACAUCUCAGGCGAUUUGAAGGACCCUACAGUAGCAAUUCCAAAAGGAACUAUGAUGUCUAUAUUCUGGACAACAGUGUCCUACCUGGUGAUUUCUGCUACAAUUGGAUCUUGUGUUAUUCGUGAUGCAUCAGGAAACCUAAAUGAUACUUUAUUGGCACCCUCAACGGAUUGCGUAGGACUAGGAUGCGAUUAUGGGUGGAACUUUACUGACUGUGCUAAGCAAGAAAAUUGCCAGUAUGGACUUAUCAACUACUAUCAGUCUAUGAGCAUGGUAUCAGGUUUUGCACCUCUGAUCACUGCUGGCAUCUUUGGGGCAACCCUUUCAUCUGCCUUGGCUUGUCUUGUUUCAGCGCCUAAAGUCUUCCAGUGCCUUUGCAAGGACAACCUUUACCCUUUAAUUGGAUUCUUUGGGAAAGGUUAUGGAAGAAACGAUGAGCCAAUCAGGGGCUAUCUGCUCACCUACUUCAUUGCCGUAGGCUUUAUUCUCAUUGCUGAACUGAACACAAUUGCACCCAUCAUCUCCAAUUUCUUCUUGUGCUCAUAUGCUCUUAUCAACUUUAGCUGCUUCCAUGCAUCCAUCACAAAUUCCCCUGGAUGGCGGCCAUCAUUCAAAUAUUACAGCAAGUGGGCUUCUCUGUUUGGAGCCAUUGUCUCAGUUAUCAUCAUGUUCCUAUUAACCUGGUGGGCUGCCCUAAUUGCAAUUGGUAUUGUCAUCUUCCUUCUGUGCUAUGUACUGUACAAGAAACCAGAGGUGAACUGGGGUUCUUCAGUUCAAGCAGGCUCAUACAACAUGGCACUUUCCUAUUCUGUUGGAUUAAAUGAAGUGGAUGAACACAUCAAAAAUUAUAGGCCACAAUGUUUGGUACUCACUGGACCCCCUAACUUCCGGCCUGCUGUGGUGGACUUUGUUGGAACAUUUACAAAACACCUGAGCCUGAUGAUUUGUGGCAAUGUUAUCAUUAGUUCACAGAAUGAGAAACUGCAUGAACUGAAUAGUGGAGGUGGUCAUAUCAAGUGGCUGAACAAAAGAAAAAUAAAGGCUUUCUAUAACAGCGUGGUGGCUGAAGACCUGCGCACUGGAGUCCAGAUGCUUAUGCAGGCUUCAGGUCUUGGCAAAAUCAAGCCAAAUGUUCUGGUGAUGGGAUUUAAAAAGAACUGGCAAACAGCUCACCCAAAUACCAUUGAAAGCUACAUUGGCAUUAUCCAUGAUGCAUUUGACUUGAAUUAUGGCAUUUGCUUAAUGCGAAUGAAGGAAGGCUUGGAUAUAUCAAGAACGAUGCAAGCACACAUGAAUCCUGUGUUUGAAGCAAACAGUGAUAACCGUGUGAAUGGAAGCUCAUCUUCAGCUGCUGUGAAUGGGACUGUUACACUGGAUCCAGAUUCUCUGAUUGCUGAACAGCAGGCGAGCACAGUAUUUCAGUCUGAACAAGGCAAAAAAACAAUAGACAUUUAUUGGCUGUUUGAUGAUGGAGGCUUGACUCUCCUUAUUCCAUACUUGCUGACAAGAAGAAAACGCUGGGAGAAGUGCAAAGUUAGAGUAUUUGUGGGUGGCCAGAUCAAUAGAAUGGAUGAAGAAAGAAAAGCGUUAAUAGCACUUCUAAGUAAGUUUCGACUCGGCUUUCAUGAUGUCCAAGUGCUUCCAGACAUAAACCAGAAGCCACGACCUGAACAUGUGAAGAGAUUUGAGGAUCUGCUUGGUCCAUAUAGACUAAAUGAUGGCUUCAAAGAUGAAGCAACUAUCAGGGAAAUGAAAAAAGAAUUUCCCUGGAAGAUUUCUGAUGAAGAAGUCCAGAAAAACAAAGCCAAGUCACUUCGGCAAAUAAGACUAAAUGAGAUCUUGCUGGACUACUCUCGGGAUGCGGCCGUUAUUGCAAUAACCAUGCCCAUUGGUAGAAGAGGAAAAUGCCCAAGUACUUUAUAUAUGGCAUGGCUUGAGACUCUAUCCCAAGAUCUCAGACCACCAAUUCUCCUAAUUCGAGGAAACCAGGAGAAUGUUCUAACUUUCUACUGUCAAUAGAAACCAUUAAAGAAUUUCAACUUUAAGCUUCAAACAAAAACAGUACUUGAAGGAAGCCUCAUGGGAGCUGCAAAAUCUUGACAUGGGACUGUCAAAGAACUGAACCUGGAAUAAAGUUACUGAAGAGAAAUGUGUUUCCUCUUGAGAAUAAGAACAAACUUUCUUAACUGCAAAUACUAUAUAACCCAAAGAUUUACAGUAAGUGUAAUAACCUCGGAAGAUAAUCUCAAAGGGCAGUUAUAUUCAUUCCCAUUGCUAAGUAUUAAAUAAAUCAUUGUGGCAUAUUCCUGAUUAUCAGAAAAAUUACACUGCAUUAUAUACUGCACAUAUUGCAUUUUAAAGCACAUGAAACUCUGAGAACAGUUAAUUAUUUUGGUAGGUUGCUCCCUGGCAUGUUAUUAACUAUGGGUGAGGCGCCGGAUACCGUGCUGCAUGCCAUAUGCAGAGGCUAAGGGUGGGAUUAAAAUGCACUUAUAUAAAAGGGAUUAGGAAUUCCUUUUGGAUGAAUUAAAAAAAAUACAUCUUUGGAUCUAUGUCUGAAUUGAACAGAUACUGCUCUCCAAAAUUUUUGUCAAAUCCAAAUCCGAUUUACAGGCUCAGGUAGUCUUUGUUAUGAAAGUGUGACACUUCAAUGGAUAGAGUUUUUUGUACAGAAUGUACAGAUAUGCAAUGGUCUGGAUUCAACCUGAAUUAUUUUUUUAAAGGGGUGCCACAAGCAGUACAUUGAUAUUUAGAGAAAGAAGAAGGAUCUUCAUGUUUCAGUAAAAUGCUUUAAAUUCAAACACUGCUUCAAACUGGUAAUGGUUCAGUAUAAUAGGGAUAUAAAAGUGAUUGUGAAAGUCACAACUUCAACAGCUCCAGGAGCUACAUGCUUGCAAAUUAACACCUUGAUUAUUUAGAUUCCUUGGUCUUUCAAUUUAUAAAAAAAACCCCUAGGUGUAUUAAGUUCUGAAGUUCCAGGAAAUAAUGAUCCCCAUCCUUUUGACACCACAAACAUAUUUCUUUCUAACUUCUUUCUGAAAGUCACACAUAAUUUGUAUUGUUAAUUUAAUAAAUGAAACCAUCUAAAGGUAACUCGGUUCAGUUUGCUUGUCAUCUCUCCAUUAGCUUAAACCUCUGUAUAGUUUUAUGGAUGCAGUCAAGCUGAACUCAUAUGGAAUGCCACCUUUAUAAAUAUUGAUAUAAAAUGUAUCUCUGUAGCACAACUUGUAUUUUUUUAAAUCUUUUUUUAUCUUAACUUUACAAUCAAUACUCCUUAAUAGUUUUUAUUUUUUACUAAAUUUGUUAGCAUAAUGAUGUAACUUAAAAGCUGGAUUAGUGACUUAAAUAGACAAUAAACAUAUACAGUAUCUACAGGAAGAAACAUUUUAGUACAUUAAUUUUAUGAUUUUACAUUGUACCUUUGUAUAGAAAAACAACUUUCCAAAACAUAUUACCCUUUUUAUUAAGAUUGUGUUUACUCAAAAAAGCCUUGAUAUUUUUGAGUCUGCUUUUCAGACAUUUACCUGGAAAAUAACAGCCAAUUCAAAGUUUUAAUCUGAUUCAUUGUCUAAAAUGACAUCAUUCAAUUCAUACCACACCUCAACUAAUUAAAAUUCAAAAUGUAUAAUUUUUGGAUUUUCAAAUUAGUUAAAUGAAGAGGUUAAGAAGAAAUUAAUUUACAAGUUCAAAUGUCUGUUUAUCCCUAUAGUAACAUGGAGAAGGGCUCUCAAAUGUUUAAAGUCAGAUAAAUCAUACACCCACUCAGGGUCCUAGAAAUGGGGAUUUUUCAUAGUUCUUGGUGCCUAAACAUGAUUUUUAUACAAUACACAGACACAUACAUACAUACAUA
Polypterus senegalus (gray bichir) is the source of this 4954-nucleotide messenger RNA. It is a transcript of the gene slc12a3, whose product is annotated as solute carrier family 12 member 3. Bases 22 to 3123 code for a protein of 1033 amino acids. The transcript has 26 exons. Gene Ontology annotation, biological process: potassium ion homeostasis; sodium ion homeostasis; potassium ion import across plasma membrane. Gene Ontology annotation, molecular function: sodium:potassium:chloride symporter activity. NCBI's taxonomy places the organism in Eukaryota, Metazoa, Chordata, Cladistia, Polypteriformes, Polypteridae. Gene Ontology annotation, cellular component: membrane. The record is from RefSeq and is a predicted model, not a curated record.